CGUGCCUUCUUAAUCAAUCUCUCGUUCGGACUAAAAGGACGUGUUCUUUACGGUCAGCCGAGUCAAGUGGUGGUUCUCGCUACGGCACGUUUCGCGUUUCCGCCGUGCUUGCUAAGGAUACAUUAUUUUGCGAUUCCCGUGCAAAAAGGAAUCAAAGUGUGCUCUGACGGUAAAUCCGUCUUCCGGUUUUUCAAAGUUCAAAGAAUCAGCAGUAGUGUGCAUUUGCAGUUGGUUGAUACAAAUCAAAAGCGAGAGAGAGAGAGAAAAAAAGCAUUUAAACAAAGUAGUGUGUGCUAUCGUGGUAGCAAUAUAUCAAGCGAAGCAAAAAAAAAAACAAACUAAAAACCAACCCCAUCAACACCAGUAUAUCGAUCCGACAUCAACAGCGUAGAAAAGUAUAUCCUAACUAGUAUCUUCUCUGUAUUGCCCCCAACCCACCCUCCACUGUUUCUAUUUCACCAAAUACGUUCGGCGUGUUCCGUAUUUCGGGGUGUAGUACCACUAGUUAGUACUAAAAAAAACCUACCAAAACAGUUGCGCUUCAAAUCCGUAGAAAAAAGAGAGUGGGCCUGUGUGUGAGCGCGCGCGCGUGAGUGAGUGUGGGUGUGCAAUAUAUAUAUCUAUCUAUCCGUGAAGUGGAUAUCUGGCACCAGGAGCACCAGAAGAAGGAAGCCUGAGAGCUUGACUAGUGGAGCCAGAGAAGCGCACCGGAAGAAGCACCACCGCCGUGUACCUACUACCAACAGGCCGAAGCCGUCAACAUCACCGGCAAAGCAGCAGUGUAGCAAAGAGUAGCGAAAGAGAAGGUCUCCCUGCACAGACGCGAUAAACAGUUGGAAAAUGCUGUUUGAAAGUCCUACCAUGAACAAAAUGUAUCCUCCCUACACCGUGCCUCCACCGAUACAGGGGGCGACCGCGGUUCCCGUUCAGAACAUAAGAUUACAUGGAACCACUUAUGGCGCUGGUACACUUGACCCGAGUGGACUGCUGGAUACGCAUGAGCUGCACACUACCCUGGUGCCAAUCAAACCGACCCUACUCGCCACACAAACUGCCGCCGUUGUCGCUAGCCAACAGCAACAGAUCAAAAGUCGCGAGCAGACGUCACUGUCACCGGUACAGCAACAACAACCUUCGAUUCCGCAGCAACAGCAACCACCGCAGCAACAGAUCCAGCAGCAGCAACAACAAGCGCAGCAACAGCAGGUGGUGGUACAGCAGCAGGUGGUGCAACAGCAAGUUCAGCAGCAGCAGCAGCAACAGCAACAGUUGCAACAACAGCAACAACAACAACAGCAACAGGCGAAUGCAGGCAACACGAACGGUUGCCUCAAGGGAGCCAACUCUAGCAAUGGUAGCUCAUCCGGACGCUCGACACCGAACAAUGGUAACGAUCCGGCACCGGGCAAGCUGUUUGUCGGCGGGCUGAGCUGGCAAACAUCCUCCGAGAAGUUGAGCGAGUACUUCGGCAUGUUUGGCACCGUAACCGACGUUCUGAUCAUGAAGGAUCCCGUCACGCAGCGAAGCCGAGGCUUUGGAUUCAUCACAUUCCAGGAACCGAACAGCGUGGACAAGGUGCUGCAGGUGCCGAUCCACACGCUGGACGGUAAGAAGAUUGACCCGAAGCACGCCACUCCGAAGAAUCGACCGAAGACGCAGUCGAACAAGACGAAGAAAAUCUUUGUCGGUGGCGUUAGCCAGGACACGUCGGCCGAAGAGGUGAAGGCCUACUUCAGCCAGUUUGGCAAAGUCGAGGAGACUGUGAUGCUGAUGGACCAGCAGACGAAGCGUCACCGUGGUUUUGGCUUUGUGACGUUCGAGAACGAGGACGUUGUCGAUCGGGUGUGUGAGAUCCACUUCCACACGAUCAAGAACAAGAAGGUCGAAUGCAAGAAAGCACAGCCGAAGGAAGCUGUCGCACCGACGGCACAGCAGCUGCUUCAGAAGCGCAUCAUCCUCGGUAAUCUCGGCGUGCCGAUGGCCGCUGCGGCGCCAUCUUCAGCAGCAGCUGCUCGUCUCGUUGGAGCAGCUCAUGCCGGGGGCAAUGGCUCUCUAGUGAACCCACUGGCUGCCACCAACCCAGCACUAAUGGUGCAGGCACAGGCACAGGCCGCUCAGGCUGCUGCCGCUGCUGCAAUGCAAGUACAAAACGGUUUCGGUAAAGUCUUUGCAACAUAUCCACCGACGCUGCACAGCUUUAGAUACUCGCCAUAUCCUAUGCCAUCGGCUGCAGCAGCAGCCGCGAAUGCAGCGGCCGCCGCGAACCCAAUGUCAGCCGUCAACCAGGUCGCCGCCGCCGCUCAGGCACAGCAACAACAGCAGGUACCGCACCCGAACUCCGUCGCGGGUGCAACAGUCGGCACACAGGCAGCGCAGCAGCAGCCGACGAAUCAGCAGCAAGCGGCCGCCGCCGCUCAGAUGGCAGCCGCUGGACUGACCAACCCGUAUCAGGGCUAUAGCCUGGCCAACGUCGACAUGUCGAGCUUCCAGGGCGUCGAUUGGGGAUCGCUGUACGGUAUGGGAAUAAACGCUUUCAGAAACUACUAGUGUAGCAAUACAGAUACGAAUAUCGAGUGGAGGAAGGAUGAAAGGAGAGAAGCAUAAGUGGCGCGAUAAAACAAAAGACAAACGAAACAAAUUCACAUAUUCAGUAGUAAGUCGCAGGAAGCCAACGAUGUUUUCAAUGCUCGGAACAAAGUGAGAACAAAAUACUAAAAUAUCGAAUAUCACGAAUGUGUGUGAAUGCGAGGAAGCGUGCUUGCGUUAAGCGUGUUAGUGUGCGUGUUUGCGUCUCACAAGCCACUAUCCGUAACCGCUAAUGGUUUAUCUAUAGAUUGUAACGAACAAAACAAGGAGGUCAAGCGCAAAUGCAAGCAGCAGCAGCAGCAGCAGGAACAGUCGCAACCAAAAUAUGCUUUGUUUCUCCUGUGUGCGCGCGUUUGUGGCGUGUAGUGGUGAAACACGACUCCUAGUGCUAUCGCUCAUUAUUAUUACUAUCACUAUUAUCGUUAAGGGAGCGAUCUACAACGCUGUUUUAGAACCAUAGAGGCUCGCAAAGGAUUACUGAAGUGAGAAACCUGAACCGAUUGCACUUUAUCAACGUGCAUCAUAAUGCAUGAUCAAGACCUUAAGGAAAGCAGCAUAUAUUGAUACUGAUUGCAGAUCCUUUUGCUGCGACACAUCACUAUGCUCGCAAUGCUCGCGAUGUGUGUGGUGUAGCGUACAGCGUGUAGUAGCUGCAGAGCAUAUUUAAGCGAUGGACGAGACGUGCGUGCGACCGCAUGUUUGUAUAUGUAUGAAUUUGUGUGGGGUUGUGUAAAUCAGACUAACUCGAGAGUGUGUCGCCUACUUAAAGCAUACUCAAAGCCACAAGAGAGAAGUUUGAAAAUGGUAAAGUUUCAAGCUAAGUAAGGAAAUGAAAAAUUGCGUCAAAGAAAAGAAAAAAAAAUCGGAAAGGAAAGGAUUCCGGAAAAUCGGAAAGGAAGUCUUUAAACCGAUUAAACAUGGCCCCGGAAAGCGCAGAUAUACGAAAACUAUCAAAACCGUGGAUCGAUUGGACCGUUUGCCUCUUCUGUAAUGCGUGACAGUUGGUAGUUCAACGUGUGUUAACCUUUUUAUUUCACGUAGCAGAGCAAGAAAAUGGCUUGUAGAAUUUAAUGUUGAUCUCUUUUAGUGUUUCGCAUUAUCUGCUCAUGCCCUCCGAUGACUGUGUACAUGUGUUAACAACUCACCCAACCCCUGGAUACGUUAACCCAAUCCAAGCUAAGCCCCAUAAUUGUGUUAACUCCUUACUGUACGUUCUAUACUGUAUUACCAUUAGAGUAUUCUAAUAUUCACAAACCCACACUCAGACAUACAAACACGGGCAUCAAGCUUAAUUCUCUCAUAUCUAUAUCUUUCUAAUUUUAGAAAUAGAGCAGCUCUCGUAUGGCUCUAAUUAAUCAACACACUUUCAGCAGUUUUUAAACGAUUCUAGUUAUUCCGAUUGCACGCACCGGAAUGGCUCAUUUUACUUUGGUUAGGAGGAAAACUUAGUUUUGUAGCUAAUAUGAAAUAAAUUGUGUAAUUAUUCGUUUGAAGUAUGAAAUAAUACAAUAUCGUAAAGUGGGGACAGUACACGAUCGCGUGCAUGGGAACAUGGAACAAACGACGAAUCGUACAUGAUAUUGUUUAAGAGGAUUUUAGAUUUAAUUUUGAUUUAAUCGCAUUUUAUCAUCCGGUAUUGUUUGGUAUCGUGCGGAAACAAGGCACUCGAGAACUGGUUUUACAGUGUGCAAGAACUUUUUUUUGUUUAGAUUGCCAUAGAACUGGCGCAGCCCAUUCAUCACCAUCAUCACGAAGCGAACCGAAAGAGAAUUAAGCAAACAUUCCAAAAAUUGUGUACGAAAGGGCCUUUCUCGGGCGUGAAUUAUCGAUGGAAUUAACAAUUUUAUUUUUGGGCGGGAGAAGUAUUUGUUUACGCUUACGUUUUUGAAUUCGUGCGACACUGGAAAUGCGAACGAAAUAUUUAGUAUAGCUAUGCGUGUUCCUCUCGAACGAUCGCCAAGAUGGUUCUCACAUUUUAGCGCUUAAAAGGAUGAAUUAUUAGUAGCCUAAGGAGAGGCGUGGUAGAGCGGAUAGUUUAAUUUUGAAUGAAUUUUUCAUGACCACUAGCAGCACUAAUUCUAGAGGGUGGUUCGUGUAUACUUAAGCCAUGCUACUUCAUAUCUCUCAUUACUUUGCUGUUGUGUAAUGUGCGUGUACUGUAUAUGCUUUGUCUGAUUUUGUUCUUUCAUUCAUACCAUUGAUUUGAACCAGGCGAACAGAUGUUGUAACAUCGCCCAUGCUUUUCUAACGUCGCCCUACAUACACACACACACACACACCCAGGCAACGGUUGUAACUUGUUGCACCGCCUUGCGUUUCUUCAUGUCGAUUGUGGUUUGACGAUGAUUUGCGGUGCAUCAAGUAAGAGUGCGCCCUCCAGUUUGUGAAGGCGUACACUUGCGUACCAUGCAAUCUAACGCGAUGCUGUCAUUACGAGUAUUACUAUUUGGCUAAUUAGUUUGUAAAGAUCCAUUUGUCGUGUAAGUUCUUUUAUUUUUUCUUUUUUGUCUUUUCUACUCAUUUCGUAUCUUGAUAGUUCUCAUUCGCUAUUUAUUAGUAACGGUACUAGUUGUAAUUUUGCUUUAGUGUUUUCGGUGGUAUUUGUGUGCAAACCCGCCGUAUGUUGCUGAUGCGAGCAGCGUUCGCGUAGCGCACUGCACCGCAAAUGCCUGUAACGCUUGGUUGACUCAAGAAGAGGAGGAAGAAGCCCAUCUGUACUUAUAAUUCAUGUAUGUUUUAUUACUAUUAUUAUUAUUAUUAUUAUUAUUAUUAUUAUUAUAAUAAUUAUUAUUAUAAUUAGAAUUAUAAUUAUCAUAUUUGUCCGUUGUAAGCACGCAAAAGGCAACUAAUAAAUAAACCUUCUACAAUCCCUUAACCCCAGCAAUCUCAUCUGCUUUAUUCUGCAUAUUCUACUUGUUGCUGUUGUGUUUUGUUUCAUUCGCGAAUGUUGUUGCGUAUAUUAAGUUCUUCUGUUUAGUUGUGUAUAGUCUACCGAAUUAUUCCAUACGAUCAAUUCUAUCUGUUGGUGCUCAUUCUUUUCUCUUUCUGCUCGUUUCUUUGAUAACAAUGUAUCUACUGUCCUAGAAUGUGCGGUGAUUAUGAUUUUCGUUAGCAGAACAGAGUGAGAGAAAGGGAAGGUUCUCGUCUGUCAUUUAAAGUAAUUUAGUUAAGAAAAUGAAGCUGUUGUUGUUUUCUGAUUCUUUUUUUGCCAAAGAACCAAAGAAGUAUCGUACUGAUUUGUGCUAAAGUAAUGUUUAUCUAUUUGUGAGGUCGGUGAAUUCGAUGCGGUGUGGAAUGUUAUGCAUUUCACACCGUUGCAUAACGGGCUAACCGCGGGAUGAGGCUAUGACUGAUUGACGAAUGGAUGAUCCACAGCCGUUCGAACCGGAUCGUUUGGCAUAGUACACCGUUAACAUCGUCACCUCUUGGGGUCCUCGCAUCACCACGUAGCUACUCUAGUCGAUUCUGUUUUACCGUGUGGUUCGAAGAUGUGGGAAACCGGGGAACCGAAACACUCAUUACUGACAUUUAAACCAUUCAUAAGUGAUUGCGGCCGUCACGGUUGUCGGCAGGGUCUAAGGUACAGCGGAAUUUAUUUUUAGUCCCGACCAUUACCUCCUCCUGUCAAACCCUGCCAGGUCAUUCUGCAUCGCAUCGGACGUCGCACGAGAUCAACAGCGACGGCGAUGGCAAUAGCGAGGUUACCCGUCGAUGGGGACCCCUCGGUCGAUGCGUGUGCAUUUGUGUGACUUCAUAAUUCAUCUAUUUAUUGUAUUUAUAGAUGCUAGCCGAACGAUGAGUCGGUUUUGAGGUCAGACGGAAGGUUUGAUGCGUGCGAUUGGAACGGUGGUCAUCGGACCCAUCCGUCCGUAGUCGUCCUUGCGUGCUGUUCCCACCAUACCUUCCUCGCCGGCGGUCACUCGUGUGCUCGCGACAUGCACGACCUGUGACCAUGCUCGCUCGAAAGGGGAUUUCAUGUGCGUUUUGCAUAAUUUAAACAGUUGAAGGGGUACUACUACUCCUUUCAUUCCAUCAUCGGUUGGUGAUGGAACCAUGGGGUAGUUUGUUUUUAGUACUCGACGGAACGGAAAUUGUCGAGCUAUUUCUGUAUCACCUGUCGCCAUUGUCGCUGCCUCCGCUCUCACUGUGUCUAAAACUGGAACGGAUUGUCUGGGCAAUGGCCCGGGUCGCUUCACCAUUAAAAUCGUACACAUAUCGAUGUACAAAUUGAUCGUUUCCGCUCAUAAAUAGAACGGAACCGCCGGUUUAGCGGUGCUUGAGACUUGCGUGUCGAACAUAUUUGACCGUGAACUCUGUGGCAAAGGUAAUUGUGAACGUAGCUCCACCGUUAUUGAUUAACUCUAUUUGCCGUCUGUUAUUAGAAGAUAUUUUACUGUUGUAACCACCACGAUUUUUCUUCCGCUCUCUGGUGCCUCGGUCCGGGUAGGAAGUUUUGAAACAUUUUCCAAUUCAUUUGAAUUGUUUCAUUAUGCUUUGGAAUUUGCUUUUAUGUUGCGCUUUUCUGUCCCCUUUUUCGAUUGUACCCAGAAACCCACUGUUAAGAUCGACGGCCGAAACUUAAGCAACAGGCAAGCACUUCGAUCGUUAUUGAUCGUCGUGUUGUCGAUAAUCUUGAAGAAAUACGUUUGAUGUGGUGUUAGAUAACGUUUUUCGAUUUUUUUUUCCAUCACUCAUCUGCAUAUGAUAAACACGUUACCUAAAGGAUUCCCGAAGGUCGAACGUCAAUCGCGAUGGAGGAAAGUACAGACCGUAUGACUCACAGCAGAUGCCAUUAGACUGCUUUAGUUAAGCAUACAUUAGUUUCACGGCGGUUAUGCAUAGUUUGAAUGAAUUUUUGAUUCUAAAUAUGCCCUGGAUGGCUCAAAACAGUGUUUGGUCAGUAUUUCGCAACAAAGUAAGUCUGCUGGCGUCAUUUUCCGUGGCAGCAUAUUGCCGUCCACAUUGUAAAUUGUGAUCCUUGUUUUCCGGCCCUCAUCUUCUUCAUCGUCAUCAUCGUAUUCCUCGUCGCUGAUGAUGGUAGCGACGAUCGCCUGUCAAUUAGCGAUGCUCAAAUAGAAACACAGUUCCCGUGACCACAUAAAUACAUCGCAGGCCGCAGCAGUGUCGUUGGCAGUGGUGCGGUUUAAGUGAAUCCUUGGCUUACUGUGAUUUUGGCAAUGGAGUGCGUCUCGCUUCGAGGCAUGCCAUGGUUAGCAUGGAGAUAGUGUGAAGUGAGGAGGACGUUUUACCGCCGAUCCAUCAAUCAAAAAUGAACAGUGUAGGCUGGUCGGUUGUCUGCUGGCUUUCCGCUGACUGGUUUCGGCGUUUGUUCUUUCUUGUGCUAGCUGCUCGCAAGGCAAUAUCAAUAUAUGACGCUAUUUUUAGAUGGGAGCUAAAUAUGUCAGUCAUACGAUAUUUGUUUAGUGGCCGUAUGGUGCAAAGAUUGCUUCUUAUGACCAUAAGCUAGUUAUCAGAGCUGAAGUAGUGCUUCAAAGGGAAACGCUUCGCUUGUUUACUCCAUUGGCAAUUGAAAUGCUUGCAGCAUGCACUAAACUAUACCCACAAACUAAUAUGUUCACCUGUUUAAUGCAUGUCUCACUAUCCUUUUCAUUACACUUCGCUCCAUAUCGUGCAUCUUCAUUGUUUUAAGUAUGAUCGAACCACCAAUGGGGAAUGCAUACAUCCACGAGGGCGAUCAACGAUCUAAAUAAAAAAAAUGUAUCUAACAUCAGCUGCAUUGUAAGCUGCUCUCCUGUUGAAGCACAGCUGAUUGAUUGUUAAAGCGUCUUCUGUCUUUGUGUAAAGAUUAUAUGCACUCUUCCAUUUAGUAAAAAUAUUUCCUACUACUUCUACGUUGCAAAGUCGACAACAAACCAACAGAAUGGUGCCCCGAUGAGUUUGCUUUGUACUCUACGUUAAUGUCUGAUUAAGUGACUUGACUGUCCAUCUGGGUGUGUUCUUUUGGACUCCAUUCUUCUGAGUCGUUCUGCUUGCCAGCUGUUGCAUUGAUCAAAACUCUCAAGACUGGUUCUUAGAGGUAUAAGUUGUUCGUACGAUUAAACGUGUUCCCAACCGAACAGUUACUUGCGUAAUAAAAGAAAUAAAAACCGUAGUCGUAUAUACUUUUUAAGGCAUGUCACUACCACACUUCCACAGUUUCUUGCUAAAUGUUACUACAAGUAUCAAUAGACGUAGCAUAAGCUAAUUCUUACUUGUUUGUUUCCUGAACCAAUCGUGCAGUACGGUAGCAUCUUUCUUCUUUCUCGACUAGUGUAAAUUUCGUUUCUCUUCUCAUUCACAUACACCCAUAAUGUUUCUCAGUGUUCGGCAUCCUAAUGUUGAUGCGUGUCACUAGUGUUGAUAGUUUGACGAUUGCUAUAGUAGCUAGAGCGCGUUCGUGAUUCCGAUUCCCAUUUCCCGUUUUGCCUUAUGUCUUUCGCUUCUCCGUUUCAAUUGUUUGUAGCAAUGAGCGAAAUGGUUUCUCGUAGUCGUGUAUGUCGUCUGUUGUGAAACGCAAAAAGGCAAAGAUAGGUCAAAGAAACAAAAAUCAGUAAUCGAGCUAGAAGAAUGCGCUAGGUGUUGUACUAGUGUUUUGCUUCAUUUUAAAUACUCAAGAUUUCCAAACAUUUGACAAUAUAUCCACCGGUUUGUAAGAUUCAAUUUGUAAAGGCAAACAUCCGUGAACUUGUAACAAGUAUAAAUAGUGUAUUAUUAUUGUAAAUUAUAGAUCCCGUGAUCAGAGCAGAAUUGCAAGUUGAAUAAUAAAUACUCAUAGCAAUUCGAAAAGGUGUAGGAGAUGUAGCAAGCAAAAAAAAAUACAAACAUAUCGAUUCUUUGGGAAGAUGAGACAAAAGGAAUAGAAGUAAUGCGUGAGUUAGGAAGAGCAGUAGAGUGAUUUCGGCAGUUUAAAAAAAUCAUUUCUGCCAGUCGUUGGAACGAACGUGAAGAGCCAUAAUACCAAAUUAGAGUCAUGCAUAUUCUAAGCUAAAAUAAGAGAAACCAACCAGUUCUUCCAUAUACAUAUAUUUAUAUUAGUGAGAGAUGCUGUUCUGCAGCAUAUGCUGAAACCUUAUUAAAAAGCAGACGAUUCACGACGGCUACAUCAAUAAUAACACAACACGAGACAAAGCGAAGAGAGUGUAAACUGACAUAGCGGUACAAUUGCGGAUGCUACUGGCGGUUCGAGUGUUGAUGUUGCCGCUACUGCACGAUGGCCAAGGAGAAUGAGAGAGAAUACGAGCUGCUAAACUUAUAUCUCUAAGUGUAAAACAAUCUUGAGAGUGAGAUGAAUCGAGCUACUAAUAGCAGGCCAGAUGGCCACCGGGAACCUGCUACACUAAGUGCUGUGAAGUACAGAUCGAGAUACAUCCUGCGCGUCACAUCUCGAUCUUCUGUUAUUUGGCUUGCUCUGCUCACCAUAUGACCGGCUCAGAGCAACGGCUAGAUGGUAUGGUGAAGCAGCAGCUAACUACGAAAUGGCCUCCUACCUCAACCGUUUCGUUAUGGUGAUCAACUGGUCAGUUGGUCGUCCCAUUGUUAUCUCCAGUUCUCUCUCAGGCUAGAAGAUGGCAAUGGCUAAUUUCCGUAGAAUGUUUGCUCUGAUUAGCUACGGAGUAUUUAUUGCUGUUUUCACCCAAAUCCGCGACCUGAACUUCUUUGAAGUCCACCCAUUCACUAGCAACUAACGUUUUGGGGUUUCACAUGCAAACUGCGAAACACUAAACCUUGUGGACCAAGCAAAAUACGAGCGCAUAAAACACAAAGACAGAAGGCUUCUAUAAUCGUAGCUGGCGCUGAGCAGCAGAGAUGCGAGUUCUAGAGCGCGAAUGUGGUCUUGGGCAUCGGUAUACUAAAGAGGAGAGAAGAUCAAUCGAAGGGUAGCUUAUCUAUUGCAGAUGAAUAAAAGACAAACUCACGAAAAUACACACUAACAAAUAAACCAACACACACCUAACCACACAAACACACACACAAAUACAAAACACAUUGAAUAAUCCCAUCGACUAUUGACUCUUAGGGUUGGAUCAAUUUUAACGAUUAAACAAUGUCAGAGGUGUAGAUAAUAAGCAAUUGACGAGGCAAAUGACGCUUCGAAUGGCGGGUGUACAAGUUUGAAAUUGUAGAGUCAUUAGCUGGCACUAGCCAGUUCAAGACGGUACGGUCUUUGUAAAUGUUACUGUGGUGGGUUAGACUUGUAACUAGAUGUAAGGAGCGUGCUCGUGUUGGUUGGUUUUUUCUUCCCAGUGAUUACCAUUUAGCGGAUCGCGUGGUUGUCCUGUGAUUGUACCCUGAGCAACGGAGGUAUACUGGUUAUUCAAUCCUACACACAGGCCAGAGGCAAUUUCCUCCGCUGAACACCAAACCAAAGUAGGAGCGAAACGAGCCAUGGUAUUGCAAUCCUGGCAAAACAUACCGUUGUGUGCUAAGCUUUGGACGGCAAAAAAAACAGAACAGACUAGGCAAAUUGCUACUGCAAAGACCAAUGAGCUGUUGGCCUUUUUUAUAUUCACUUCGCUUUGAACAUCCCCCUAUCAGUGCUGUAUUCCAUGAGGCGUAAGGAUAAAGGAGACGGGAAACGGGUGAACAAAAGAACACGGGAUUUCUCCCAAUUAUCUGGCAGCAAUAUGGCCGUUUUAAGCUGAACACAGAGCAAAUUGAUAGCGGUAGGCUUAAUAUGUCGCCUAUCGUGGCUCAAAAUCGCAUUUCCCCUUUCCUCGGUGUUAGUACGUCUUAUGGUGAACGGAAUGUGGAUAUAAGGAUAAUGAAAAAAGACAUCAUGACGCUUUCAUAUAUAAGUAUAUAUGACCAUAUAUAUAUAAAUAUAUAUAGAUAUAUAUACACACACAUACGCAGCUAAUAUUUAUAUUUUUAGGAUUUAUACCUAAAACUAUCGACCGUUUUAUGCAGCUAUUCAAAGUUGAUGUAAACGUUAUUUCCCUCGCCCUACCUUCCCGGUGUUCUGAUGAGAUCAUCUUCCGUGUCUGUGAAAGACCUUUUGGCUCAGUUCGGGAGGAAAGAAACCGAAAGGACUACCGGGUAUAAUGGAUGUAAAAAAACUCAAAAAGCAAUCAACUGUCUAACGCAAAAUACAGAUUUGAAUCUCAACUGUACAUUGGUCUCCAUCGUCGCAGACAAAAAAAAAAAACGAUCGGCACGACUAAGGCCAAUCGAGGGAGCUCGCAGUAGCGUUGCAUCAAUGCAGCCAUGCACAGAGAAAACGCUUGGGUGCUCGUUUGAAACUACCAAAAGCAAUAUCAUAAAUGCAUAUUUUGCACUGCGAAGCGAUAAACAGGUAAUGUCGUAUCGCAAACUAUUGUUAGGAAUGAGAGGCGAACGGUUAGGUUGAUCAACGGGACGAAGAUAAUGUUGGAGAUGGUAAAUAUAAAGAAAGCAAAAACUACUACUAAACCAGACAAUACUAUUUUUUAUUUAUGGCUUUUGGAAAUGGCACGAAUCGAACAAAUUGAAAAAAAGGAAUGCAAACUAAUUGAAAACUUGUGAAAUGUAAAAAGAAACAGUAAUAAAUAAAAUGACAGAUUUCACACAUCGUGAAUGACAAAGAAGCAGCAUCAGCACGUGAACGAUGCUAUGAAAGAGAUAUUUGAAAACCAAAGUUAUAAUGGAAAACAUAAUAAUCUGUGAAGAAACGACACUAGAAAAUGCGGUUCUGACGCUCCUGAUGUUUCGGAUCAUGGCACGGGAUUUCAAGAAAAUCAGGAUGCAGAACAAAGCGCUCAUAAAAGAUGUAAAGUUCUUUCAGAAACAUUAAAAAACAAAAGGAUAAAAAGAAACCAAAAAUUAAAGAAGGAAAUACAAAUUGAAAGUGAGUGAAUGUGAAGGCAAAACAUGAAAAAAACCAAGGUAAAACGGAAAAGCAAUAACGUUAGUUAUGAUUACGAUAUGAUAAUUAUUAUUAUAAUUACAAUUGUGACCAUUACCAUUAUUAAGCUAUAAACAUUAGUGUCGAUCAUGUGAUUAUUAUUCCAAGCGCCGCUAGUUAAGUCUCAUUCUUUCCUCACAUCCGCACUCGCAAACCCGCUACCGUAUUAUGCCCGGGAACGGUGCAGCCGGGUCAUAUGUGUAACGGUGCUAGGCUAGAAUGCAAUCGAUACGAGGAAUAGGGAGCAAAGUAAAAAAGGCAAAGCGUUUGCUUAAUAUCAUGAAAACACCUGAACAAACCCAAGAGGAGGGCAUCGGAAGAAGAACAGCUAGGAGAGAUGAUAAAUAAAUUGAAAUAAAUAUAAAAAAAAACAAAAAAAAAACCAAA
Molecule: messenger RNA, 12853 nt
Organism: Anopheles darlingi
Lineage: Eukaryota; Metazoa; Arthropoda; Insecta; Diptera; Culicidae
Gene: msi
Product: RNA-binding protein Musashi homolog 2
Exons: 8
Coding region: 841-2547 (568 amino acids)
Cellular component (GO): cytoplasm
Molecular function (GO): RNA binding
Source: RefSeq, a predicted model, not a curated record